Eremothecium cymbalariae DBVPG#7215 is the source of this 231-nucleotide messenger RNA. It is a transcript of the gene CMI7, whose product is annotated as Cmi7p. The transcript has a single exon. The coding region runs from base 1 to 231 and encodes 76 amino acids. NCBI's taxonomy places the organism in Eukaryota, Fungi, Ascomycota, Saccharomycetes, Saccharomycetales, Saccharomycetaceae. The record is from RefSeq and is a predicted model, not a curated record.
AUGACAGUCGCUAGUAAGGAUGGUGCAUCAACUUCUGAUUUCCUGGAGGCAUUCCAGAAGUUAAAGGAAGGAGAGGAGACAGCAGAAAGAAUGGAAAGGAUGCUUGACCAACUAGAAGGAAACAUCGAAACUUUAUUAGCUGCUGCGAAGGAGUUAAAUGGUCAGGAUAACGAAUUACUUGAAAACCGCCAAAGCGAUUAUCGAGAUGAUAUUUAUUAUGAAAGUACUUAA